GCUCCACUCGCUCGUCCGCCGUCGUGCCGUGCGGUUCGUGUCGUGGUUCGUACGUGCCUCGAGUGUCGCGCGGUGUGCUCCGAUCCGAUCGGAUCCUCUCCUGCGUAUACGCACGCGAUACACAGUUUGACAGCGCCGUUUCGGAACGAGGGUGCGUGCUUUUGCGAUAUCGACUGACACCGCGUCCUUCGGUAGCAACACUGAUCGCGGCAAGUAUAUGAGUGUUCUCGCCGUGUGCUUUCGUUACGAGGGAUGACCGGAGGACUGAAGCCAAACACCGAAGCGGGACUCUGUUCUCUACAGCCACGUCCACGGGUCUGACUCCUCGGAUGCUUCGGAAGAUACUACUGUCUCUCGGGUGGAUCUCGGGGGUGUACCGAGGUACGAGGUGAAGAGACGCGAAGGUGCACCACCGCGGUGCAUUACGAGAGUCGUUAGGUGCCGGGAUUCGCGAUACGAAGCGGAGCUUAAGAUCAAUAGUCGAGCGUUGGAAGACGCGGGCUUUCCAGCGAAAGCUUCGGAGCAACGUCCCUGUUAUCCUCGCCGGUGACAGGUUAUUGUCGCGAGAAAAAUCGGUACGUCCUGAGCAGCAGUGCGUUGACACCUGUCCGUGGAUUCGCUCGGACCGGUCGUACCUGACUCUCUGUGGACCGUCCGGUCAACCAAUGUCGCGCAUCGUGACCUCGGCUAAGGGAGAAAUCGUGUCGUAACGAGUGACCAUCGACGUUGUGUAUAAAGUGAUUUCUUGUUUAUAUUGUCUGUUCGCGGACAGCCGGGAAUAUUACCGUGGUUCCAGGAACACAGCCUACGCAUGCCGUGGAUCGAGGUCUUGAAUCCACCCUUCUUAUCCCCCUCAUGCAAGUACGAACGAAUCUUCCGACUGCUGCACGUGACUUAGAUGGCCGGCGAGUAAGGGACUUAGGAAUUCGAUUCGACUGAGCCUCGACGGUGCCAUCGGAGAGCCGGUAGACGCGAGCCGGUUCGAGGAGAGCCGGAUAAAGCUUCCAGCUUAGGCCACGAGCUUUUGUUUUUCGUCGUGGGAAGCUGUUGGUGGGCUCGAAGGGCCCACCCUCUCAUCGGUCAAGCUGGCGAGCGCUCUAACCGCUGGUAUGAACCCCCACCAUCCGGGCCACUCCGCAGCCUACCCGCAUCAUCCCUCGCUCUCGAGCAGUCCCCAUCAUUCCGGGCCCCAUCACGGGUACAGCACCGGUGGCGGAGGCGGCGGAGGUGGCGGCGGUGGUACCACGACCACCCCCGACCUGCCGAGUCCCCAUUCGCCGCCUCACGGGCCGGCCAUCGACCCUGCCACUCCGUAUGGGUCCCUGCAACCUGGCCAGGGGAUGGGCAGCAAUGGGCAUCAUCACGGUGGUGCUGGAAUGAUGUCCGAUCAUCCGCAUCACCAAGGACACCCGCACCCACACCUCCCGGGACACCCUGCUUAUCCACCGGUCAAUCACAACAACAAUUGUACGCUUAAGCAAGAAGGAGGCCCGAGCGGACCAACGGGGAUCCAACAGUGCGCUGGUUGCGGCGGUCAGAUAGUAGAAAGAUGGCUGUUACUAGCGAUGGAUCGGUAUUGGCACAACGGAUGCCUGAAAUGCUCGUACUGCGGCGCAGCGUUGGCGGAAAUCGGCCACUCGUGCUACACCAGGAGCGGCAUGAUCCUCUGCAAGAGCGACUACAGAAGGAUGUUUGGAAGCAGUGGUGCUUGCGCGGGCUGCGGUAACGCGAUACCUGCCAGCGAGUUGGUAAUGAGGGCGGGUGGUUCGGUGUUUCACCAGAAAUGUUUCACGUGUAGCAAAUGCGGCAGCCAACUCGUAUCCGGCGAUAGGUACUAUCUGUUAUCGGGUUCACCGGUCUGCGAAACGGACUGGCAUAAAAUCGUGAAGUCGUCGAGCGUCGCCGCAGCGGCAGCGGCGGCGGCAGCCGGUAACGGUGGCGCACCGGUAAGAAAAGGUAAGCCGACGCCCGCCGCCGUCGUACCGUCACAGGUAGACGUCGUGGACGUCGCCGUCGGGGGGGAUCCCUAUUCGCCGCCUCCGCCGGGUCAUCAGCAGUACCACCAUCAUCAUCAUCACCAUCACCACCAUCAUCAGAUGGGCCUAGCGCAUCCGGGGCUGGGGGUACAGCAAACGCACCUGCAGGCGUCCACUUAUCAGGAGUGGUCUCCGUGGACGCAGGACACCUGCGAUUGAACCUGAUCCUUUCGUCGAUGCGUUGACAAGAUCAGAGAUGCGAUCUUCAACUUGUCUCGGUAGCCGCCGGACCUCCUCCUCCUGCUGGAUGACGAAAGGAGACGAUCCUUCGUCACGGCAUAUCGUGGUCCCGAUUUCAAAUGAUCGGAUUCAAGAAGAAUCGGUGUAGUUUCCUCUGAUCGCGAUUUUUCGAACGAACAGACAAUAGACUGUGAACGUUUUUGCCUUUGUUGAUAACGCUGAGUGGCUGUGUGCACGCGAGAGGAGACAAUCGUCCUGAAGAUACGAUGGUGAACCGAGUUACUUAUGACUAGACCGCGUUUACACGUGUCCUUAAGAACUCCGAAAUCUAGGGAGAGAAUAUGUUUCUUGUUCGUCCUUCGACCGAUGUGUCCCGGCCGAUCGGGCACGUCCUCGUAUUGGCGUUUCCGCCACGUGAAGAUUCGUGCGCGCGUGGUCGUCAGCUCCGAUUCUCUCGGUGGUGAAGAGCGCGCGAAACGAGCGCGUACAGCCACGCGCGAAUACGCUGUACGCAUCUUCUCAAUUGGUCUCACCCCCUAAUCGAUAAUCUUUGCUCAAUCACUGGCAAUCGAGGAUAAUUGAAGCGUUUGCGUGCACGAACGCGCAUGUAUCGUCGCCGACAAUCGCGUCCAAACGAUUAAUUUUAAAAUAUAAGUUCAAGUUCUAUUUUAUUCACCAAUAUUAGUUUAAUCGGACUUUAAUUCUUAAGACGAAUAGAAUAUUUUUAUUAUUCUGAUUGACAUAUUACUUUAUUCUAAGUUUUGAUAACCAAAUUCUGCUAGACGUAACGUAAUGUUUUACUUAAUAAAGAUCUGAUUAGUAGGAAAAAUCUCGUGACGUUGAUAAAAAGGAACUCAAACAAUUUAUCUGAACCGACAACCCUUGGAGAAUUAUUUUUCUUUCAAAAUCACUGGUCCCCUUCUCUUUCGCCCCUCUCCCCGUAAACUCAUUAAGCGCUCCUUGUUCUCGCGAUCGUUAAUCGAGUCUCGGUCGGGAAUUAAAGUCGACACCGAGGUGAAAUCGUCGAACCAGCGAAAUUAUCAUUCGAAUCUUGUUAACGGUGCUGUGCCCUCGUAGUCUGGCUAGUUUUUUCUCGUCCAUCUGAUUCAGGUUCUGUAAAAGCGGACAUGGUCUCCAUCAAAAACGCAAAUUUCAUUUAACAUUUAACACCGCGUUCACAUCCUCGUAUUGUACAUGUGUACAUUAAAAAUACUAAAUGGAGAAUCACGAAAAUUUGCCCAUUCGAAUCACAAUCAGCAACAAAAUCGGUGUUUGUUUGAUCAAAGAGAAAAAUGGUACGAUGAGAAAGAUCGAAUUUAAGAUCGAUUAGAAAAUGAUUGAAACUUUGUCGGGGACGAGAACACGAGCGUCGGUGCACGGGAACGCUCCUGGCGAUGGAUUGAAGCGUAUAACAAUACUUUUUCUAAGUGACAGGGUUUCGACAUUCGCAAUAAACACUUAAAUGUAUAAUCGUGAACACGUUACAAUGUAUCUACUAUCGUCCGAGCCCGUCGUCGGCUACCAAAAACCCUCUUACUGAAACUUGUACAAAGCAUCUCCUACCCUUCCCAUCGAGACGUGGAAAAAUAACGAGGGUAAACGGAAACGACACGGGCUCGGGCACGUUCGAAGCUCAAUGCGAAACUAAAGACACAUGUUUUGGGUGUAAAUCACGCGGAAACGGUGAGCCCGAUUCGCUUUAUGGCAAUCAUACCUAAUUCCUCAUCCACUAAACAUUGUUUUAGCAAGCCAAUCGCAAUCGUUUCUAAUAUAGAUGUUGGAAAUAUUUGUGUAACAUAGAUUAAUAAGGACAGGAAAUAAUAAUAGUUACAAUGUUAAUCAACACUUUCCUUCGAAAUUUGCUACAUCAAUGUAUUAUGAAAUCUCUCCCAGACUCAUUUUUCAACAACUCAAACUCGUUCAUUUCCUAACCCAAGCGUUCUUUAUUUGUGGCUCGAUAUUGUAAUAAGAAAGCAAUAGGAUAACGAUAUAAGAAACCCAUAAAGCGACCGGGUUCCGUGGCAUGCAACCGAUCGUUACCCGUUUACCCGUCUCGUUCUUAGCGAAACUUUUGUCUCUCAGAACGCCGCCGCGCGCUUACGAGGACUCGACGCGAGUACGAGAGAGUGAGAAUGAGAGUGAGAGAAAGAGAGAGAGAGAGAGAGAGAGAGAGAGAGAUCUGAUGCGAGAAAUGAAAAGAGAAGCGGACCGGCGACGAUCUUGACGUCGAUCGCUCGAUCGCGACGGUGCUCGACGAGAGGGAUCCAAGGGAAUGAAGCGUUUCGUUCCCUCGCCGAUUUUUGCGAGUCGAUAUACAAUCUCUUCGAUUUCUGCCGCGCGGCGAUCCUUCGGUCCAUCGCGUCGCUUAAUAAGAAAAGCAAGAAAACUAUCGUACGUGGACGUAGAAAGGAGAACGCUCGACCGAACGAAGGGAGUCGCGCCGACUCGGAUCGUGUAAUUUAAUCUUGUACAUAGGGUACAUUUUGUAUAUUGUUAAAAGUUUGUGUGAUAUAAAUGGUUAUGUAUUUACUAUUAAAUGCAGCGACGGGGCUACGCACGUCCGUGGCGAUCACGCGUGCGAUGGACAGCGCCGACCAUCGCCACUGGAUGUAUUUAAUCAGAUUUUUGUCCAAACGCAUUUAGACUGAUCGAGAAUAUGGAGCAAGAGUAAAAACGUUGAUUUGUUAGCGUGGAGCAUUAAUGAAUUCGUUUAAUGAGGACUAUUCGCUUGCUGCAAUAAUGAUAAGUCUUCAAACAUCGUCUUUGAGUUUUUGAUAUUAAAGACUCGACUCUUCUUGAAAUCGUAGCGUGUUUUUGUUAGUUUGCCAUUGCAAUGAAACUUGUUCUUCAGGAAAUAUCAACUCUUGUAUUAUUACUGCAGCAAACGAGCGGUGUAGCUACUUGAUUGUCUGAUUUAUUAUUAGAAGAAAGAAGGUAAUGCGAGGCGCAUCCAGUGGCGGUGGACAGUUUGCGAUACGUCGUCCCCGGUUGAGCGUACACGCGGUUGGAUCAGCUCAUGAUCUUUCGCGUUUAGUUAAUUUUGUUAUUUGAUUUAUCUCGAUCUUCUUACCCGGGACCCGACGACAUCACUGAAUGGUUUCGCGGCCUCUUGUAAAAUACAAAAACAAAAAAAAAGAAAUACACGCGAACACACACACACAUACAAAACA
Messenger RNA from Ceratina calcarata, 5386 nucleotides. Its product is annotated as LIM/homeobox protein Lhx9. The transcript is spliced from 7 exons. The coding region runs from base 1110 to 2195 and encodes 361 amino acids. Lineage: Eukaryota; Metazoa; Arthropoda; Insecta; Hymenoptera; Apidae. The record is from RefSeq and is a predicted model, not a curated record.